GUAGGUCGGGCCUUUCUAAUGUAACUGCUGGAGCUGGAAAAUCAGAUGGCGUCUCUCAACAAGUUGGGUUAGGCACACGUGUUUCUACUCCUAGAAAUGAUGUCGAUAGCAAUUCUGCAAUCAAUGAUAGGCGGGAUCGUCCUGUUAAUUUAGACAAAGAAAGGAUAUUGUGGUUCAAACUAGUUCCGGGGAGCCUUUCAAACCGAAGUGAGUCAUGGUCAUUGGUGGAGAUGGAUAUUGUGGUUGGGCGACCACCCUCCAUCUUUCUAUGAUAGAUCUGUCAAGAGCGGUGUAUAGGCAGCAAAACAAUGUUUUUGGGACACUGAAUGUGCUCUUUGCUAUAAAAGAGUAUAAAGAGGAUUUCCAUUUGGUUAAGCUUGGGACAAUGGGUGAAUACGGGACUCCGAAUAUUGAUAUUGAGGAAGGUUAUAUUACCAUUACUCACAAUGGGAGAACUGGCACUUUGCCAUAUCCGAAGCAACCUAGCUCGUUCUAUCAUUUAAGCAAGGUGCAUGAUUCACAUAACAUAGCUUUCACUUGUAAAGUUUGGGGGAUUCAGGCAACUGAUCUGAAUCAAGGAGUGGUAUACGGAGUAAAAACAGACGAGACUGCAAUGCAUGAAGAGCUGUGUAAUAGAUUUGAUUAUGAUGCUAUAUUUGGAACUGUGUUGAAUCGAUUUUGUGUUCAGGCUGUUGUUGGUCAUCCACUCAAUGUUUAUGGUAAAGGAUGCCAUUUUAUGUGUAUGAUUUUAUAG
This is a messenger RNA of Vicia villosa (hairy vetch), 754 nucleotides long. Its product is annotated as UDP-sulfoquinovose synthase, chloroplastic-like. Gene Ontology annotation, biological process: glycolipid biosynthetic process; sulfolipid biosynthetic process. The transcript has a single exon. Bases 215 to 754 code for a protein of 179 amino acids. Gene Ontology annotation, molecular function: UDPsulfoquinovose synthase activity. Lineage: Eukaryota; Viridiplantae; Streptophyta; Magnoliopsida; Fabales; Fabaceae. The record is from RefSeq and is a predicted model, not a curated record.